This is a messenger RNA of Neoarthrinium moseri, 2262 nucleotides long. RefSeq lists its product as uncharacterized. NCBI's taxonomy places the organism in Eukaryota, Fungi, Ascomycota, Sordariomycetes, Amphisphaeriales, Apiosporaceae. Gene Ontology annotation, biological process: regulation of transcription by RNA polymerase II; DNA-templated transcription. The transcript is spliced from 4 exons. The record is from RefSeq and is a predicted model, not a curated record. Bases 1 to 2262 code for a protein of 753 amino acids. Gene Ontology annotation, cellular component: nucleus. Gene Ontology annotation, molecular function: DNA-binding transcription activator activity, RNA polymerase II-specific; RNA polymerase II cis-regulatory region sequence-specific DNA binding; zinc ion binding.
AUGCAGUCCUCUGACAUGGCCUUGGGCAAUUGGAUGAAUAAUACGCGCAAGAAGCGACGGCCUGCUCUGGCUUGCUCCUCCUGCAGACGCAGAAAGAUCAGGUGUGAUCGACAAACGCCUUGUGAGCAGUGCAUCAAGGCCAACAUCGAAACAUGUAGCUACGUCACGAGCUCAAGGGCCUCGCCUAACAGUGCCCCCUUUCAUCCGCAGGACACACAGUUCUAUGUGUUCGAACAAGCUCCUUCGCAGUCCAGGAUGGAAACAAACUUCACUACAAGCAGCAACUGGAUGCCUGAAGUUCCUUCGGAUGCUUCGAGCACCCUAUCUAGCCACCAUGGUCACUCACUAUCCAUAGGCGCCUCUCUGCCGGCGGAGCAAGUACAGGUCCCUGCUGCUUCAGGUCCAUUCUCACAAUCUCCACUAGAGAACUGGUUUCCUGCAAUCAAAAGAGCGACAAGAGGGUCUUUCUCAAGAACCAGGUUCUAUGGGCAGAGCCACUGGCUCAAUUUUGUGCAUCAGGCAGUCAUAACUGCCCACGAGGCCAAUGAGAGCAAUCGCUGCACUAUAGCAAGAUGUCGUUCACUUAGCGACGUCAUUGCCACGCAAGAAGCCGUUCGAUCCCAGACCGCGUUCGAUUCUUACAGAGAUCUGAUCCCAGAUCGAGCGGUAGCAGACGUUCUCAUUCAAGCGUACCUGCGGACUUUCCAGAGGGUGUUUGGUAUUCUGUCUGUUGCUACAUUCUUGGACAACUAUAAAGCGUUCCAAGCCAACCCUGACGCGGUUGGCGAUACCUUCGCUGUUCCGCUUGCCCUCGUGUUAUGUCUCGGUUCGAGUUUCUGUUCGCAAGAAGCCGGCAUCGCUAGAAAUACCGUCCUAGGAUGGGUUGGCUUUGCGUCUAGCCGGAUUUACUCCUCAAUCGACACGAAAGAGCUCAAUCUCGAUGUCAUACGUACACACUGUUUGUUUUUUCUGACUCGGCAGGUCUUCUGUGUGGAUGAAAGCAACCACUGGUUGCCGGCAGGAUCACUUAUGCGCCUGGCUAUACAUCUAAGCCUUCACAUCGAUCCAGUGAAACACGACUUCCAGGAUAUGCCACCCUCAGAGAUCGAGGCUCGACGUAGAUUAUGGGCGACGGUACUAGAGCUGGAAGUCCAGUCAAGCAUGGAUCAUGGCGAGCGACCCUCCAUUGGUGUCGAGGAUUACGACUGCGCGCCGCCAUUAAACAUUGACGAUGCGGACUUGAAUACCAGCACACCCUUACCCAAGGCGGAAGAUGAACUCACCCAGACCUCGGUCCAGAUCCUAUUGAUGAGGAGCAUACCCACCCGUUUGAAGAUUGCGAGACUUCUAAACAACUUCCAGGGAGACCUAUCUUUCGAGGCGGUUUUGAGCCUGAGUUCAGAGCUUUCGGAAAUCCUCAAAUGCUGUACAAGGCUCCUCGAGGCUUUCCGGAUGAGCACAAAUUCUCCGACGGCAUUUCAGACCAAAAUGUAUGACCUGAUGGUUCAGAGGUUCGUCCUAGGGUUACACCAUCCGUUUGCUCUUAAAGCUAUGGAGAACCCUUCCUAUUACUACUCGCGGAAGAUGUGUGUUGGGGCAUCCCUGCGCCUUCUCACGCACAACUCAGCUCUGUCAGGCGACGACGACUUCCAGCGUAUUCGUAUGCGUGGGUCCGGUCUCUUCAUGAUUCCAUUCACGCAAUGUGCUCUGUAUUUGUGCAGCGAACUUACGGAUCAGGCUGAGACAGAGGAGCCGGUUCCUACAAAUGGACAGGAAACAUCCCUCUACAAACAGCUCCAUUCAGGGACAAAGUCCUAUCUCAACUGUGUCAAAGAACGGAGCCAGUUGAGCGAGAGGGAUCUGGGAUGCUAUUUGUCUGUCUGCUGUCUGCUGGCACAAGCCGACGCCAUGAAGUCGAACACGUCCGUCGAGCCGAAGAUCUCGCAGGCCCUGGCCAACGGCCUCAAUGCAUACCAUGAAUCCUUGCUUAGUCGUUUACAAGAGAGUAAGGAGUUGACUAGCUGGGAGAUGUAUGAUGAGCUAUCGAACGGUGAUGGGGCCAAUAACAAUCAGGAAUGGCCGGCUUGGGAUGAACCGACCGUGAACCUGAACUUGGAUCCGUCAUGGGGACCAGCGGUUCUGACACCUCCAUCGGGCCGGUGGCAGUCACAAGGUUUGCUGACCAAAGUUCGAUUUGUACUUAAGUGGCACGUGAAAAAGCCUGUUGACUUCCAAGGCUCGACCCUCACCCAUGAGCUCUAA